Drosophila kikkawai is the source of this 1090-nucleotide messenger RNA. RefSeq names its product Heme oxygenase (gene Ho). NCBI's taxonomy places the organism in Eukaryota, Metazoa, Arthropoda, Insecta, Diptera, Drosophilidae. Gene Ontology annotation, molecular function: heme oxygenase (decyclizing) activity; heme binding. The record is from RefSeq and is a predicted model, not a curated record. Gene Ontology annotation, biological process: response to oxidative stress; heme catabolic process; heme oxidation.
CACACUGUCUGAAAGUUCAAAACAAAGACGGCGUAUUUUCUUAAAUAUCACGUCGAUAAGAAAAAUUCUUGCUUAUUAAUUCUCACAAAAGCUGCGCAAUAGCACCAUGUCAACGGCCGAGGAAACAACUGCGGCUUCGGCGGAAUCCGUGGAGGAUGUGGAAUUUGUGGACAUGGCGUUCACCAAAGAGUUGCGUAAAGCCACAAAGGAUGUGCAUAAUCUCACAGAUGCGGUUGUAAAUGCAAAGUUUGCCUUUGCUCUUUCGGAUGACGAGGUGUGGUACGAUGGCCUGCUGGCCUUCUACGAGUUGUACAAGUUCUUCGAGACCCAUUUGCCGGAGCGCCUGCUGCCAAAGGAGUUCUACAGGACAGAGGCUUUCGAGCGCGAUUUCGCUUAUUUCUACGGUGCCAAGUGGAAGGAAACCUACGAGAUUCGUCCAGCAGUCCAAAAGUAUCUGGAACAUCUGGAGAAGGUGGCUGCCCAGAAUGAACUGCUUCUGUUCGCCUACGCCUACCAGAUGUACAUGGCCCUGAUGUCCGGCGGCCAGAUGCUUCAGAAGAAGCGCAUGAUUGCUAGGAAACUAUGGAUCUUCUCCAAAGGCGACGACCAGGAGCUGCAGAGGCAGGCCGAAAAGGAGGCUGAACUGGCCACUGCUAGGGCGGCAGACGCUGCCUUGGAUCAGGAGGAUUUACAGGCUAGACCGAUGCCCGCCCAGGUCACAAUCUGUCCCCGUGGCUGCGAGGCCACAUAUUUUCCCGAAAAGAUUCCUGUUCUCAAGGCCAAGCUUAGACGCGUUUUCAACGACCAUUAUGGAGCCUUUGAUGACGAAUUGCGUGCCGCCUUCAUUGAGGAAAGUCGCAAUGUAUUUCGCUUCAACAUCGAGGUCGUGCGCACCAUUAAGGGCGUUAAUCGAGCCAAUCUCAGGAAGCUGGCCUUGGCCGCUAUCUUUGUAACUAGUAUUGUUUUGGCCAUCAAAUUAGCCAUUAAGUAAGGCAAUCAGGGGGAAUGCACUGUUAGCUCCUCCCAGUAGGUUAGACUCGCAUAAUUAGUCUGUUAAAAUAGUAAAUAUUCCCCAUAUUGUGAUCUUAAA